AUGUUCAACGAGAACUUCUCUUUCGGGUCGACCCCAAACCCGACAGCGCUCCAAUUCAGCAUCGAAGAAUGUACCUCAGCAGACAUCUCACCACUGACAUCGCGUUGCUCAACACCACAUUCCUCGGACGGACCAUUAGCGCGUCGCGAUUCCAGAUUCGACACAUACAGGUCUGCACCUCGACAUGCUUCCGUCACAGCCCUGACCGCACAACUGCAAUCGCACGCACUGAACGACAUGGAGAUGCGAUCACCCUCGCCGCCGCCUAUUGACAUGGCAUCACCUUCGGACUUGUCGUCGACAACGGAGGACGAAGGUUACUGCGAAGGUGCAGACACGCCGACCACGACGGUGUCUGAUUUCUCGUACGACUCGAGCGAAAUCGAUCCGACGCUAUGGGACUUGUCCAUGUCGGAUGCGAUGGUCGCCACAUCAUCACCCCGACCUUCUCUAUCGCUGGAAGCCCAGGCCAUGUCAUCAUACACGAUGCGUCGCCGCCAGCGACAAGCCUUGGUGCGUCUUCAAUGCCUCGUUUCGCGAACACCAGACCUAGCUAUGCUCAUCGAGGAAUGCCAUCCGUCGUCGCUCCCGUUC
This is a messenger RNA of Cladophialophora yegresii CBS 114405, 594 nucleotides long. RefSeq lists its product as uncharacterized. Bases 69 to 272 code for a protein of 67 amino acids. Lineage: Eukaryota; Fungi; Ascomycota; Eurotiomycetes; Chaetothyriales; Herpotrichiellaceae. The record is from RefSeq and is a predicted model, not a curated record. The transcript has a single exon.